Cygnus olor (mute swan) is the source of this 7381-nucleotide messenger RNA. It is a transcript of the gene ALG12, whose product is annotated as ALG12 alpha-1,6-mannosyltransferase. The transcript has 10 exons. The record is from RefSeq and is a predicted model, not a curated record. The coding region runs from base 3792 to 5321 and encodes 509 amino acids. Gene Ontology annotation, cellular component: endoplasmic reticulum membrane. Gene Ontology annotation, molecular function: alpha-1,6-mannosyltransferase activity. NCBI's taxonomy places the organism in Eukaryota, Metazoa, Chordata, Aves, Anseriformes, Anatidae. Gene Ontology annotation, biological process: protein N-linked glycosylation.
AGCCGCGCACCCCGUGAGAGCUUCAGAGCUGGCCGCCAUUUCUAUUUGGUGGCCGCCUCUGCAUAGCUCCGCAUAGAGGCGGGAGGGGCGUGCUGUGCCCUCACCUAACAUGGCCGCCGGGAGGGCGGGUGACGUGGGCGCGGCGUCCCUCAUCCCCGUUCCGGCGGCGCCCGUUGUGAGGCGGCCGCGGCGGCUUACAGCUCAGUAGCCGCGACGUGUCUGCACCUCGGUCACUAACGUUUCAAGGAAAGAGAAGAGACCCGGAGCGCCCGGCGGGACCCGGGCGGCUGCAGGUGGCUCAGCUCAGCACGCUGCUCCUGCCCGGCUGAAACGGCCGGCAGAGGUAGGUUGGUGUCCUUCGUGGCCGCUAGAGGGGGGUCGCAUGCUUUGUGGAUAGCUUUGGUGGUCACCUAACGGCUGGGUGGCUGGCCGGCCCGGUUCGGGUGUGUGUUGGGGAUUGGUGGGUUGUUUGUUGGUUGGGUUUGGAAUCGGGAGCGUUCUGUGUGUCACUUCCUCAGUCUCAAGAGUUAACAUUUUCUACAUAACUGUGCAGUACCUUCAUAGCUGGUACGGUCACAGUCUUCAUUUCUUGGCUCAAAUUUCUCUUCUCCGUUGCUUUUUUUUUUCCUCUUACCAAGUCCCCAGACUCAUGAGGAAACAUAUACAAAAUAGCAACUGUCAUCUUUCUUCUUAUAAAAGAAAAAAAAACAAUCCCAGCAACUACAAGGCUUAAAGUUGACCUCUGAAGGAGGUCAGCUUUAAAGCAAAGUUGGAAUAGCUAUUAAAGUAUAGCAAUAACAUGAAAAUGGAAGAUAAUGCAGUGUACAUUUUACACAAGCUAGACCAAGCCAAAAGGGGAGGACCUUCGGUUGGGAUGCUCUUGGUUCUGUUUGGAUGCUUCCAGACAGAGCAUGUGAGGGGGUGAAAUGCAGUCUCUGCAGAUGGAUUCAGCAUUCAGGUUGGCUGCCAAGCUCUUAACAUAAUUAUCCCAAAGAGUGUCUGAAAAACAUAAGUGAGCCAAGUAUAAUAGAUUUUCAUGAGAAGAUUAGAAAGUCCAUUGUUGAAACCAAUGACACUUCCACAGGAAAAGUAUUUAAGAAGUCUGUUUGGGGAAAAAAAUGUUUUAGGCUUUUUUAUGGGGGGAAAAAAAAAAUUUACACCCAACUUAAUUCCAGGAAGGGGUGAAUUCCCUGCGUUGAAAAUCUCUGCCUUUCAAGAUUCAAUCUUGAGGCAGACCUUUGGGAUGCGUAGGGGAGGAGGGUGUAAGUACUGCUGUGUUGUGUAGCUCUGAUUAAGAUUCUUCAAAAGUUGUCAGAAUGUUAAUGAUAUGGAAAUAUUUGUAUUUGCUUACUAUAUUCCUCUAACCUUCAUUGUUUAAAGUUUUUUAUUAAAUGAAAUUCUGUUUUUGUAUUUUUUGGCAUUUUAAAAGUAAAAGCUGUAAAUUGCAUGCAUUUCGUGUUUAUGUAGCAAAUUUAUUCUAAACAUCACAUUCGGCGUCUACUUGUCUGAUAAAUUUCACUUAAAAUUCAAGCUUUGUCAACAUCAACUUUUGACAGAGCUGGUUAUCUUGAGACUUGACAAGAUCACUAAAUUUGUUAGACUUUAUCUCAGAAACCUAGGUGUUGUCUUCAUGCUCUGUUUUUUAAUCUUCUAGUGUGUUUCCCUUCCAGGAAUUUCAGUAUGUAUAAUGCAUAUAGUUAUCUUGAAAAUCUCUGAGUAUGCUGGCAAGCUUGCUUACUUCAGGCGUAUGCUAGGACUGAAGUCAAAAAGAUUCACGGGGAACGUUGUGCAAACUGUGCAUGGGAUAUGCAGCUUCACUGCCAUUUAGAAGUAAGGGGUUGAUUAUGUGCUGAUCAGUUAAAGAUAGCAGUAGCAGUCUAUACUAGUAACUUUUUUUUAAAGCAGAUGAUAUAAUUAAGAAUGAAAAGAUAAAGCUGCUUGACACUUAAGACCCCAAAAAUCCUUGUAAAAGGACCCAGAAUAUCUGAAAUGUUAAGCUGAGAAUUGUCAUUGAGGAAAACCCAACUUGCUGCUGUGCUGCAUCUGCUUCACGUGAAAGGCAAGUUGUUCAAAUGCCCGUUUUGCUGUAUGGCCUGAGCUAGACAGAUCCUUCAGUGUCCAUUUUUCUCUUGGGUGGAUUUGGCCAGAAAUGUGAGAUGUCUCUGUACUUAAUGGAAGAAUUCAGCAAGAGAGCUUUCCAGAGGCAAGAAUGUGAAUAAGAUGCACUGCACAGAGGCUUAAAUCCUACCAAGCACUUCUCUAAGUGCUGCUGGUGGUAGUUCAAUACUUCUUUUACUGCUGCUGUGGAAAAAUGAUUCUGUCUUAGCAAAACUCAAUUUUAUCCGUCCCUGUGUUUGUUGUUGUUUUUGUUUUAAAGUACUAGGCACAGGUUAAAAAGACUUUCUACUUCCUGGGAUGUGGCGUUUACUUAGGCUCCUAACAUUGCAAAACAAUCCAAAAAUUGUGAAGACCUACCGCAGAACUCUGCCUUUGAGCCUCAGAUUAGAGCUUCAGUUAGCAGUAGGAAUUACAAGAAAUAGAAAAUUAUUACAUGAUACAUGUAGGAAUAUAUAUGUGUGUAUAUAUAUAUAUAGUAUAAUAUGUAGAUACAUACAAUUUACAGGGAUUACAUAAGUUUCUGGAUUAACUGGUCUUUUCUGUGGAAAGAAGGAACAUUUAGGUUGCUUUAUCUGUUUAUUUUUACUAAUGAGCAGGACAUAUCAAUUGAGGAAAAGGUAACUCUAGGAGGCAGUUGCUAAGUGAUCCUAAUAAAUCUGCCAGCUAUCUUACAUCUGUUUGGUCUACCAAAACACAGAAGAAAACAUCUCUAACCAAAAUCCCAGUUGUACCUUAAAGGUGCUAUGUUAAAAGUUUAUUCUUGUUCUGUUCCCAGAGAAACAAGUAACAAACAAAAUCUUUUCUCUUAUUAAACUGUAAACUCAGAAAAGUGGGAAGCUUAAGCUAACAGGAAGUAGACUGCUGUGUUUUUGCUCAAAAUGGGCAUGCAACAGAACUUUUUACUGUUUUAUAAACUGAAACUAGUAAAGAUGAGCUGCAUAAUCAUUAAAAUACCUGUGCUUUAAGUGCCCUUGAUGUUGCCUAAAAUACACCACAGAUAAUACCAUAAGUAUGGGUCACCAUAGUGUUGUGAAACAAAGCACAGGGGACAGAUGGCCUUUAUUUCCAGGUAGGAGUGCGAAGGACUGGGUUCGGACGAUGCUGACACAGUUGUGGUGUGGGUGCCAAGGGGGAUUCAUCCUUUUCUUGCUGAUUCCAGACCUAGCCACUGGCAAGCUAGCAAACUCAAAAGUUCAAAGUACUCUGUUCUGAACAAUUAAUCAUCCUCAAGCUUCUUCUCCCACGAACUUCAGAGUCCCAGACGAGAGAUAGUAUGUUCUAAAGAUCGUGUGUAAUUCCAGUGUGAGAUUAAAGUGAGAGUAAAUUACAAAGCUGCCUCUCCCACAAAACACAGACAUAAAUGAGAUGGUGCUCUUGGCGGUGGUGGCAGUAUGGGGCACAAAGGAAAAUAUCUCCUUAAGUAGGGUCUGUGUUGUCUGAUGUCUUGUAGAUUGAAAAUUAAGUCUUUGCACUUGCAGAAGAUGGCAUGAAUCCUGAAAUGCAGACUGAAUAUGUUUUUGACUAUAUUUUAUUCAUUGAAUGCAUACAGAAAUUGUGAUACAUGAUUCAAAUGAUUCUUUGUUUAGACUUGUACAGUACUGUAGUACUACUUCUUCCUGUAUGAACCAAGCUUAUCGAUCUUGUUUGUUUGUUUGCUUCAUGAUGUUUUAUUAAUGUAUGGUCUUUUAAUCUUCAAUGAUAAUAGAAUAUAUGCAAGUUUCAAUCCCAGGAUGGCUCAGAAGAGGAACUCGAGUGGGCGGUCGUUCCCACUACUGCUGCUGAUGAUUGUUGUGGCCUUUGUUCAUUUAACUGUCUGUCCAUUUACAAAAGUGGAGGAAAGCUUUAACCUACAGGCCAUCCACGAUGUUGUGUACCACCAGCUGGACUUGGAUAAGUAUGACCAUCAUGAAUUUCCUGGAGUUGUCCCAAGAACGUUUCUUGGACCAAUUUUUAUCGCUGCUCUUUCCAGCCCAGCUAUAUACGUACUUUCUCUGUUAAAGAUGUCCAAGUUUUACUCCCAGCUGAUAGUCCGAGGAAGCUUGGGGCUCAGCGUGAUUUACACGUUAUGGAAGUUGCAGAAAGAAGUUAGAAAGCAGUUUGGAGCAACUACAUCAACAGUCUUCUGUCUCAUAACUGUUACUCAGUUUCAUUUGAUGUUUUACUGUACACGAACCCUUCCUAAUGUGUUUGCACUUCCUUUUGUGCUGUUGGCAUUGACAUAUUGGAUACAGCAAAAGCAGAGGCCAUUUGUUUGGUUCUCAGCUUUGGCAAUUAUAAUCUUCAGAUCAGAGCUUGCCAUAUUCUUAGGCCUCAUGCUUCUGGUGACAUUAUUAACUAAAAGAGUCUCCGUUUUAAAAGUGCUUUCCCAUGCUGUUCCUGCUGGAAUUUUUUGUUUGGGGCUAACAGUGGCUGUGGAUUCUCUAUUCUGGAGACAACUUGUAUGGCCUGAAGGGAAAGUGCUCUGGUAUAACACAGUUUUAAACAAAAGUUCCAACUGGGGAACCUCCCCCUUCUUGUGGUAUUUCUAUUCAGCCCUGCCUCGUGCUUUGGGAUGCAGCAUUAUAUUUGUACCUUUAGGUGCAGCAGAAAAGAGAACUCGGAUAUUACUUUUGCCAGCACUGGGCUUUAUUUUCUUGUAUUCAUUUCUCCCACACAAAGAGUUGCGUUUUAUCAUGUAUACUUUCCCCGUCUUCAACAUAGUGGCUGCUAAAGUAUGCUCACGAAUCCUGAAUAACUACCGGAAGUCAUGGCUGUACAAACUUGGAUCUUUUUUUGUUAUAAUGCAUCUUGUAGUUAAUGCUGCUUAUUCAGGAACAUCAUUAUAUGUUUCACAUUUCAAUUAUCCUGGAGGAGUAGCAAUUCAGAAGCUGCAUGAGUUGGUACCUUCAACAGCAGAGGUCUCCGUUCAUAUUGAUGUGGCUGCAGCACAAACAGGAGUCUCUCGGUUUCUAGAAAUCAAUUCAGAUUGGAGGUAUGACAAAAGAGAAGAUGUUAAACCAGGAGACCAACUGAUGUUUUCUUACACACACAUACUGAUGGAAACAAACCCUCUUCAAAUAUCACAUUACAAGACAACCCACAGACCACUGGCGAAUAUACCUGGCAUCAGUAAAAUUGGGUUGAAUCUUACUGCACUACCUCCUUUUACUUUAAACUUAAAGCCAAAAUUAGUACUGUUGGAAAAACUUCCUCUAUCAUCCUGACUGUGAAUUUUAAGUCUUUUGAUGUAACUUUGCUGAUGACUGAAUAAUGUAUGACAACAGAAAAUUGUCAUUCCAGCACUGCAAUUCAGCUUCUGUGAAAAGGUACAGAAAAUCUUUGUACUUAUCGGUAUUUAGCUCCGUCCUCUUUCUUACAUGAAUAGUACAAUGCAUUCCUAGUCCAUAUAUACUCAAAUACCAAGUUAAAUAUUAUUAGGUGUGUUUGAGAGAGGCUACCUCCAAGUUUAGUGCUAUUAUAUAAAACUUGUCUACUUGGUUUGGGUAGCUGUCUGUUUCAUAAUGCAGCACAGGUAUGUCCUAAUUGUCCUGUAUAAGAUACAUUAUGGAACAGGAUUGUGCUAUGGCAAUAAUUUGAUAUGUAAUCUACAUGUGCAAAGAUGCAUUACUUGAUAUAUCUGCUGGACUGUAACCCCCUUAGUUGUCAGAUUGCCUGUGUGAAACUUGAAUGAUGUUAUCAGCAUAGGAAAGCCAUAUUCAUUGUAGCUUCAUCACGGUACCUAAUUGUGCCCUGUGGGCUAGCAAACUAAUUAAAGUGAAAGGUUCUCCUAAAAAGCAGUUGGACCUCUUGGCAAGCACUGUCUUGUAACAGACCUGAGCAUUAAAGGAUGGUUAUAUUUAUUCCAAUAGUUCAUAAAUAAGCAGUACAACUUGGAUUUCACAGGAAACUUUUUUUAAAUAGUAUUUUCCCUCUGCUGCAGUAUCUUAAUUUGCAGUACAAAAAUUUACCUAUGAAAAUAUGUAAUCAAAUACACUUGAAGAUGAUAGGUGUUGUUUUGUUUCUUUAUUAAAUAGCUCUUUUGGAAUUAAAAUGCUGUAACUUAGCAUGUUCUGUAAUCUCUUCUUUAUUAGAUGUCUUUGUUAGGGAUGUCUGCCUAGAUUGCAGAAUAGAAGAAAUUAAGGGGUAAACUAAGGAAGAAAACUGAACAUUUCAGUUAGGACCAGUUAUAAUAUGACAGGGACUCCACUAGUGUAAAAAAUUCAGUAUUUGUGAAAUAAGCAUAGGCAGAAAGCUAUUUGUUACUGACUGAGAACUCAAGAGUAAAAAAUUCAUAUUGAAUAACUUUUUUUCCACUCUUCAAGCAUAUUUCAUUCAGGAACUACAUUUACCUGCAUUAUGCUUCAGUUUUUAGGACCAUGUUUUCUUUUUAUCCUCUAGAUUAUGUAUCAAGGAACUGAUCUGGUGGGGUGGAGCCUGCACCACUGUGGGUGGCUGUUGUGCAGGCUUCCUCACACUGAGAUCUGGCAAAGGCGACCUGCAGAACUUGUUAGUCCAGUCCCUGGCUCCUCUUGAAAUUGAAAUCGUUGAAGUAUUAUCUAUUUGACUUGUCUUUGGAAGAAAACUCAGCUUCCUUCAGAGCCAAUUUGGACAUCAAAUAAUUCACAUGGUACAGAAGGAAGUAAAUGUGCAAAUAGCUGAGAACUUGGAAUGCUAUGAAGGAAAACUUUUGAGUAAGGAUGUAAGUCCUUAUAUGUUAAGCCUAAUCAUUUACUUUAUAUAACUCCCCCACAGCGUAAGCUGUAACUCGAGAACCUGAAGUGAAAUCUAUCGUGCCCAAUGUGUAGACAAAUAUCUGGCGGUGGUAGCAGUAUGUACUACUGCUUGCAGCCUUGGUGCUGCUGAAGGUAGCAGCUAUGAGCUCAAAUUGGCCUGUUUAGUGUGUGUGUGUAUAUAUAUAUAUGACUUAUCUGUUGGGGGGAGAGAAAGGAAAAUAAAAGUGCAUAUGUAAAGGCAGAAAAGAGAUACUGAAGUGCAGUUUUGGACAGUCUCUAAGGUUUAUUUAGGUCCUGUUACAUCUUGAGCUAUAUAUGUGGUUCUUGGAAAGCGCUUAGUUCUUUGCUCUGAAACCUGCCUGGGAUUGUAGAUCAUGACCCAUGCAGCACUGUAGCACCAGUGGCUGUAUAACUGACGUGACAGUGGGUACAUGUAACCCCCUACAACCUAGGCUGGGAGUGUUACUGUAGCCCACACCCAGAAUAAGAAAGGGGCACCUGCCAAACUUCAGCAAAGAUUACUGCAGUUUUUCCCCAAAGGCUGCUUUCAA